UGCCCACCACUCUCGGCCCUGCGGUCUCUACUGCCCGGGAGCUGACCUGAAGGUCCCGCUGUCCUCGCGCUCCAGUGGCGGGGCCUCCGCGCGAUGUCUGCUUUGGGACAUGGCGAGAAGAGACAGCUAGGCAGCGCGAGAAAGAGUGGUGCGGAACGGCGUUCUCGCUCCCCGCGUCGGCCGGUCCCCGAGAGGAGCUCUCCAGCACUACAGCCUCCUUCGACUCCCCCUCUCCUCGCUGCUUGCGUCCCUCUUGCGAAAGGGACAGGCGGGGCCGGGUGGGGGAGGGAGAGGAGGGGACAGCGCUACGGCGCCGGCCACACCCCCUCGCUGUCGGACUCCCGGCCCUGCUCCAGGCCAGGCUCCGCCCCCCUGCUCUCCAAGGCCCGCCCCUCCGCAGCUCCAACUCUUCCCAGCUCUCGCCCCCGCCCCCUUCGGCUCCCGGGACUUCAUGGUGCCCGGCCCCGCCCCUCUCCAGGUCCCGCCCCCUCUGCCCUCGCAGGCUUUUCCCAGCUCCCGCCUGCCUUCCACUUAGGCUCCCGCGGCUUCCUGACUGGUCUUUUGCCUCCCGCUGUAGCUGCGCUUGGAGCCGGAGUUUUGGGGCCUUAGAGGGAGGUGGUUUCCUCCCCGGAAAUAAAGCUUAUUCUUGUGGGCUCAGGGUCCGUGAGGCCAGAAGUCCAAUGUGUUUGAGUGGUGGGGAGAACAAUCUGGGGACAGGUUCACUUUAAGAAAGAUUUGAAAAUGCAAAAAAAAGAUUUGAAAAUACAAAAUUGCUAGGGAAGCUCCCAGAACCUGGCGACGAAAUUUGAGACCCUUGAUUUAUGGACUCCUGGGAGCUGCUGUUGGCUUUCCCAGCCUUUGCGUCCUGCCUCCUAGCACACUGGGGCGUCUGGAGACCCUCCUCUCCCGCUGGGCGGGCUCCUUUGUCUUGGAGGCGUUCGUGGCAAUUUGGACGGUGGACCAGUAGAGCCGGCAAAGCGCAUUAGGUGUAAAGGAAGGCCUUUCUAUACGCCAGGUUCCAGUGUUGUCGGUUGUAAUCGCGUUGGUGGAUGCACCACCUUUAAUGGGGAUUAGGCCGCGACAUGAGUUGUGUCGUCUCUUUAAAUGCUUUCCACUUGCUGAAAUGGCUCCCUGUGCUUACAAGGUAUUCUGAAGAUGGUUUUGCACAAUACUGUUUUCACAAAGCACAUUCUUUAAAGUACGGUUUGGGUUGCAUGUGAGCCCUGGAUACUUGAAUGCAAGUGAAAACAAACAAACAAACAAACAAAAAACAAUCUAAUCAAAUUAAUUCCCAUUAUUUGAGAAUUAAAUACACGACGAAUAUAUGCGUGUAUAUUAACUAAUACCCAACGGUAUUAGUUUUAGUGAACACCUUUUAAGGACCAAAGAGAUCCUGAACGUUUAUAUUAAAACCGAUGGCACUGCAAUAUUUUAGUUCAGAGUUGCUUCUAAAAUAUAUUUUUAGCUAUAAAAUUCCUUAAAAACAAGCCAAAACCGCUAAUAGAUCUCUUUACAGGUUAAAUAAAGACUAAAUAAAAACAGGUUAAGUAAUGACUAAAUAAAAACAAAGUAAGUGCGACAGGAGUCCAUUUCAGGUGACAUGGACUGAGUGCCUAGCUUCUUAGUAAGAAAACAUUGCAUAAUAGUUUAUAGUUUUUUAAAUGUGUAACGUGGCUUUAAUUUAGUAUUCUGUAAAAAUCUGCAGGCGAUUGUUUCCCUAUAUUCUGUGAAUUUAUAUUUAAUAUUAAGCACCUGGUUUUGUGAACUUGCAGAUGUGAAAAUGUUCCUGCAUGAACUGUUUGGCCUGGUGAACUUGUGAAGGAAUUCCCUUUGGACUAGGUCCAUUCUAGAUAGUAUCCAGGACUAAUGUUAGUGCCUAAAUUGCAGCAUUUCCCAUGGGGCUAUCUGCUUCCCUCAGAAUUGGCCCAUUGCUACUGGAAAAUCACUAUCAACCAUGAUUCUCAUCAAGGACAUCAAUAGUAUGUUUGAAUUGGUUUUCUUUGUAUGUUUUAGUGCUAUAAAUUGCCAGUCCAAAUUAAACUUGCUUUUAGUAUAUCAUUUUACACCGUUGAUCUAUUAUUCAUUACUUGAGCACAUGAAGCGAGGCAGCAUUGUGAAGUCUACACUGGUAAACUACUUGGUGAAAGCAUGUUUUGUAUUUUUAACGUGCGUAAUUGUAUUUAAGAUCAAGUGAGCUAGUUUUGUGCCUGGUUUUCUUGUUUUAAAAUGGAUUUGUUACCUGGGGGUUGCAGUUGAUGACGUUUUGAUAUUAAUAUGUUUGCUGCUGCUACCAAGAGCUUUGUCAAGCAAGUUGGAAAUGGAGGGAGAUUAGUUCCUGUUCCAAGCCUCAGUGAAGCUGACAAAUACCAGCCUCUCAGUCUGGUGGUUAAAAAGAAGCGAUGCUUUCUGUUUCCUAGAUAUAAAUUUACCUCAACACCUUUUACACUGAAAGAUAUUCUACUAGGAGACAGAGAAAUUUCAGCUGGUAUUUCAUCUUAUCAAUUACUGAAUUAUGAAGAUGAAUCAGAUGUUUCACUUUAUGGAAGGCGAGGCAACCAUAUUGUAAAUGACGUUGGGAUUAAUGUUACUGGAUCAGAUUCCAUUGCAGUAAAAGCUUCAUUUGGUGUAGUAACCAAACAUGAAGUGGAAGUAUCAACAUUACUCAAGGAAAUUACUACCCGAAAAAUUAACUUCGACCACAGCUUGAUACGUCAGUCACGGAGCAGCAGAAAGGCUGUGCUGUGCGUGGUCAUGGAAAGCAUUAGAACCACGCGACAGUGCUCCCUGUCUGUGCAUGCUGGCAUUCGAGGGGAGGCCAUGCGGUUUCAUUUUAUGGAUGAACAGAACCCCAAGGGAAGGGACAAAGCUAUUGUUUUUCCAGCACAUACAACCAUAGCUUUCAGUGUUUUUGAACUCUUCAUUUACCUGGAUGGUGCCUUCGACCUUUGUGUCACUUCAGUGUCAAAAGGAGGAUUUGAAAGGGAAGAAACACCAACGUUUGCACUGCUCUACAGACUGAGAAAUAUACUAUUUGAAAGAAACAGAAGAGUGAUGGAUGCCAUUUCUCGUUCACAGCUUUACUUGGAUGAUCUUUUUUCUGAGUACUACGACAAACCUCUCAGCAUGACUGAUAUUUCACUCAAGGAAGGGACUCAUAUCCGAGUUAACUUACUUAAUCACAACAUUCCUAAAGGGCCUUGCAUACUCUGUGGAAUGGGGAACUUAAAAAGGGAGACAGUCUAUGGGUGCUUUCAGUGUUCUGUAGAUGGACAGAAGUAUGUGAGACUUCAUGCAGUCCCCUGUUUUGAUAUUUGGCACAAGAGAAUGAAAUAAAAAGAAAUGUACAAUAUGCU
Sciurus carolinensis (gray squirrel) is the source of this 3353-nucleotide messenger RNA. It is a transcript of the gene Pjvk, whose product is annotated as pejvakin. The record is from RefSeq and is a predicted model, not a curated record. Gene Ontology annotation, biological process: programmed cell death. The transcript is spliced from 6 exons. NCBI's taxonomy places the organism in Eukaryota, Metazoa, Chordata, Mammalia, Rodentia, Sciuridae. Bases 2275 to 3333 code for a protein of 352 amino acids. Gene Ontology annotation, cellular component: cytoplasm.